This is a messenger RNA of Microthlaspi erraticum, 591 nucleotides long. Lineage: Eukaryota; Viridiplantae; Streptophyta; Magnoliopsida; Brassicales; Brassicaceae. The record is from the annotation of a GenBank genome assembly.
AUGGCUUCCUCGUCGAGAAAGUACGAAACCCGAAAGCGAGAUCCGAAUCCCAAAACCGCAGCUCUUCUCGUGAUCGAUAUGCAGAAUUACUUCUCCUCCACGGCCAAGCCAAUCCUCCACAACGCUCUAACCACCAUCGAUCUCUGCCGACGCGCCUCCAUCCCCGUCUUCUUCACGCGCCACGUACACAAAUCCCCUACUGACACUGGCAUGCUCGGCGAGUGGUGGAGCGGCGAUCUGAUCCUCGACGGAACCAACGACUCCGAGAUUAUUCCGGAGAUCGGUAAACAGGUGAUUACACGAGAGGAGGUCGUGGAGAAGAGCACGUACAGCGCGUUUCGUAACACGGGACUCCAGGAGAAGCUGGUGGAGAUCGGCGUGGAGGAGGUGAUCGUGAUUGGAGUGAUGACGAACCUCUGCUGCGAGACGACGGCGCGUGAGGCGUUCGUUAGAGGUUUCAGGGUUUUCUUCUCGACGGACGCGACUGCGACGGUUAAUCAGGAGCUUCACGAUGCAACGAUCAUGAAUCUCGCGUAUGGCUUCGCUUAUCUCGUCGAUUGCGAUAGACUACGUAGAGGACUUAUCUUGUAA